UCUUCUCAUCCCAAAAGAAGACCGGAAAUAUUUUUUUCUUUACCUUUUUUCUAGACAUUUUCUAAAAAGCAUUUUGAGAAUUAUAUACACCGAAAGGGCGCCUAAUUGACUGCUUAUAUUUAUGUAUGGGAUUAGGGAAUUGAACUCAUUGCACUUCAAAAAAUUGGAAACUUUUGACCCACACAGUAAUCGAAUCUCCAGAACUCCGCCCGCCAAUCCCCUAUCUCGCGCCAAAUUAUCACGAACAAUUCCCAGGUUUGUUUGGAAGUUUCAGGGUUGAUAUCCCGUGCAGCAGCUACCAUGGUCUCAGGAUUAAUAAAUGCUAACCCUGUUGUGUAUGAGAAAAAGGAGCGCCGAUCUAGAAGCACACCAACUCAUGUGGACGAAUAUGCAGUUGAGCUGAUUGACCAACUAGAGAUAUUUGAUCAUAUUAGAGACAUAAAAGAUCCGGAGCACCCUUAUUCCUUGGAAGAGCUGAAAGUUAUAAGCGAAGAUGCGAUUGAGGUGGAUGACAAGCGUAGCUAUGUGAGGGUCACAUUCACUCCGACUGUAGAGCAUUGCAGUAUGGCCACAGUGAUUGGCUUAUGCUUGCGGGUCAAACUCAUGCGAUCUUUGCCCCCUCGGUACAAAGUGGAUAUUAGAGUAGCACCUGGUACGCAUGCCACUGAAGCUGCAGUAAAUAAACAACUGAAUGAUAAAGAACGGGUGGCAGCAGCUCUAGAAAAUCCAAACCUCGUUGAUAUGGUCGACGAAUGUCUUGCUCCAUCUUAUGGCUGAAGAUGGUCGAGCUUAUCUUCCUAAAAUCCAAGCAAACAGUCUUCCCUUCAUGUUUGAUUCUACUCCAGUUUACCUUCUGCCAGCUACAUGGUUUGUUGAUGUUCUUGAUUUUCUUCUCUAGCGUGUUAGUCUUUAUUGUCGCUCUUCAUGUUCUGAGUAUUAACUUUUAUCACUUGGAUAAGGUUUCUUGUCUAGUUAGGGAUUAAAUUUGAUGGUGAGCCGAUUCAUGUUUACUUAAGAUAGGGAACUUCUAUUCCUGUAGACCUUUAUUCUCAGUUCUGAACAGCACAUAUUGAUCAAGAAUGUUGAUGAACCAUUACAGAGAUACAUAAUUAAUAAGAAAUACUAGUUUCAUUCA
Molecule: messenger RNA, 1135 nt
Organism: Sesamum indicum (sesame)
Lineage: Eukaryota; Viridiplantae; Streptophyta; Magnoliopsida; Lamiales; Pedaliaceae
Source: RefSeq, a predicted model, not a curated record